CGGCGUAGCGAUUUGUGCUUCCACUUUACCUCAAAGGUAGGCUGCUUAUCAUAUGUCUAUGGGGUUACGUCCACGCGUCCCGUUUUCAUAGAGACGUUCAUGCUGCGCCGGUCAUGUGCCGCUGGUUACGCCCACCCCACCGUGCUUUUCCACCCGGCGCCUCGCUCGUGCGUGAGCCUGCAACGGUGGCCAUGGCAAGGAACUCGUCGUCGUGGGAAAGUGCUGGUGCGAAAUCGCUUGGCUUUUUAGGGAACGCAACGGCCAGCGGUGAAAGAACGGAACUGCACCUUCCCUUGCCAGAGAUUAGCAUACAAUGCACGGUCUACGAUCAAUGUCUGGGGCUUGUUGUUGCCGUAGCAGCCGGCGCUAUACUUUGGAAAAUCAUGAUGUCCAAGAGUAGCCUCACAAGAAAGCCACAUAAACCAAAAUCACGGAGGCUGCUGUCUGGGGCUCUUCCGCCAGUUUUUCCAAAUGGUUGGAUUCCAGUGCUUGAGUCGACGGAACUUGUUGUAGGAAAAAUCAAAUCAGUCAGCGCCUUAGGUCAGGAAUUUGUCGCAGUCCGAUGUGAGGACGGAACGGCACGAGUAUUCGAUGCAUACUGCCCACAUUUGGGCGCCCACCUGGGAAUGAUGGGCCGUGUGGCGGGAGACAUCAUCGAGUGUCCUUUCCACGGAUGGAAGUUUGAUUGUAAAAACGGAUCUUGCAUCCACGUGCCGUACUCCGUCAAAGCCCCUUCUUUCGCCAAGGUGAAGGUAUGGACGUCUAAGGAACUCCUCGGCCUGGUGUUCGUAUGGUACCACGCAGACGGCAACGCACCCUCAUGGAACGUACCAGAGGACAUAUUGAGCCGCACUCUAGAGUCGAAGUCUACGGGUCGAUUCGAGCACUCGGUGCACUGCCACAUCCAGGACAUAGCUGAGAAUGGCGCCGACUCGGGUCACUUCAACAAGAUCCACAAGGCGAGCAGCUUGGUCAACGGCACCGAUUUCGAGAAGAACAUGGGCGAGUCGUGGAAGGGCCGCCUUUUCCAGCACCAAUGGGUGGCUACAUGGAGCCCAAACAAGCACGAGGCUACGGUGGUCAUUGAGGCCUUCAUAUCUAUACUCGGCUGGAAGCCCGACUAUCUGCGUCAUCAUGUCGAGGCUCGCCAGAUAGGACCUGCACUCGUCGCUAUAUCCGUCUGGGGCCCUACAGGACACUACGUGGCCGUCCAAUCACUGACGCCAGAAGGCCCCUUCGACAUCAAAGUGGUACACAGGCUGUAUUUCGAGCCAGGAGUGAGUUGGCUGCUGCGGAAGUUCUACACCAUGACGCUGCGAAACAUGGUAUGCGAUAAAUUGAUUUCGACGGUUCACGUGAUUCACAAAGACAAGAAAAGGAAAGUUUACUAG
Messenger RNA from Dermacentor andersoni, 1391 nucleotides. The record is from RefSeq and is a predicted model, not a curated record. NCBI's taxonomy places the organism in Eukaryota, Metazoa, Arthropoda, Arachnida, Ixodida, Ixodidae.